AUGAUCGAACUACGCCGCAGCAGCGCCACCAAAGCCGCCGCAAUAACGGCGGCGCCGCUACUCUGCCGACUCACGGACUUCUUUGUGAGCCGAUUCCACUCCAACUCCGCCACAGCAGCUCAGCCACAACCCGACUCCGACUCCGACGACGAUUACUACUCCUCCUCCGACUCCAACUACUACUACUACAACAACCGCAAGCCGCCGCGUCGUUACGGUCCAAAUCCAAUGUCGUCGGACUCGGAGGCCUUUGCACGUGUUCGCUCAAAGGAUCUCGAAGCUUCUAGAAGUCCCUCGCAUUUCCAUUUCUACCCUCGUCUGUCAAGACCUCAACCCUCGCUCUUCUCUCUACAACAGAUUGCAAAUGCUGUCAAUGGCGGAGCCAUAGUACCGGAGGAUAUACUAUUUCGGCUGUUGUCAAAGAGGUUGGAAGAUGGGUAUUCCCAAGGUGAAAGUGGGUUUAUACUGGAUGGAAUUCCUCGUUCAAGAAUCCAGGCUGAGAUCCUUGACCGACUUGGCAAGAUUGAUCUGGUUGUGAAUUUCAAAUCCAUGGAGGAUAGCUUCAUGAAGCACCAUGGAGAGGGUACCUCAAGGGAAAGAAUCGAACGGUAUGCAAAGCAGAGCAAGGCACUGGAAGAUUAUUACAGGAAACAGCAAAAGCUUCUUGAGUUUCAAGUUGACAGUUCACCUGGGGCGAAUUGGCCUAGGCUUUUGGCUGCUUUACAUCUGAAACAUAUAGUUGCUGCCCGCACUUCACAUAAACUCAAUACAGGGAUCGAUCGGCGUUAGCUUAAUACUAAUAUUCUGUCCAUGUUUGAAGUGCUUACUGUAAAUAAGUAAUGUGAAUCACAUGAUAGGCCUAGAGUUGCAGUUCUGACAACUAACUUGUAAUACAGUUUUUGCAAUCCAGGAAACAACCUUACUGAGCUUCUUCCAACGACUUCUUUGUUUUUCUUUCCUUACUUUGUAAAAUGUAAGAUUUUUGGUAAGUAAGCUCAAUACAAAUGAAAAGAUGUUAGGAUUUUGACAUAAGAAAAAUUGUAGGUUGGAGAAUGAAUGAAUAGAAAUGCAGUUAAAAGGCGCAAAUUA
Molecule: messenger RNA, 1089 nt
Organism: Quercus robur (English oak)
Lineage: Eukaryota; Viridiplantae; Streptophyta; Magnoliopsida; Fagales; Fagaceae
Product: probable adenylate kinase 7, mitochondrial
Exons: 6
Coding region: 1-789 (262 amino acids)
Biological process (GO): nucleobase-containing compound metabolic process
Cellular component (GO): cytoplasm; mitochondrion
Molecular function (GO): AMP kinase activity; ATP binding
Source: RefSeq, a predicted model, not a curated record